AUGCAUGGAUUUUCACUCUAUAAACGCCAUGAGUACCAAAUAAAGUAUCUAUCUAUCUAUCUAUCUAUCUAUCUAUCUAUCUAUCUAUCUAUCUAUCUAUCUAUCUCAAGCCGUUCAUUAUCUAUCUAUCUCAGUCUGUUUCUCUAUCUCUAUCUAUUUAUCUCAUCUAUCUUGUUUAUCUAUCUAUCUAUCUAUCUAUCUAUCUUGUUAUUAUCUAUCUAUCUAUUCUAUCUAUCUAUCUAUCUAUCUAUCUAUCUAUCUAUCUAUCUAUCUAUCUACAUCUCAGUCUCGGUUCAUUAUCUAUCUCAAUCUGUUUCUUUCUUUCUUUCUUUCUUUCUUUCUUUCUAUCUAUCUAUCUAUCUAUCUAUCUAUCUAUCUAUCUAUGUUAAUAUCUAUCUAUCUAUCUAUUAUCUAUCUAUCUUUCUAUCUUUUCUAUCUAUCUAUCUAUCUAUCUAUCUAUCUAUCUUAAUAUCGGUUCAUUAUCUAUCUUCUUUUCUUUCUUUCUUUCUUUCUAUCUAUCUAUCUAUCUAUCUAUCUAAUAUCUAUCUAUCUAUCUCAAUAUCUAUUCUAUUCAAAUAUUCAUUAUCUAUCUCAGUCUGUUUCUUUCUCUCUCUCUUUCUAUCUAUCUAUCUAUCUAUCUAUCUAUCUAUCUAUCUAUCUAUCUAUCUAUCUUAA
Acanthosepion pharaonis is the source of this 675-nucleotide messenger RNA. NCBI's taxonomy places the organism in Eukaryota, Metazoa, Mollusca, Cephalopoda, Sepiida, Sepiidae. The record is from the annotation of a GenBank genome assembly.